Molecule: messenger RNA, 1832 nt
Organism: Rubroshorea leprosula
Lineage: Eukaryota; Viridiplantae; Streptophyta; Magnoliopsida; Malvales; Dipterocarpaceae
Source: the annotation of a GenBank genome assembly
UUGAAGGAUGACAGAUCACGCUACUACGGUGGUCCUGCGGACAGGUGAUUUAGUGGCGCCGUCAGCUGUGUAUCUUCACUUGAAGCUUUGAGUUAAGACAGCGGCAAUUGUGUGUUUGCUCAACCGCCGCAAUGGAGUCCAUCUGCCCAAUCGAUCAACGUUGCACUUCUCAAAUCUCGGCUCUCCUCCGACCGACCUCCCCGCCGGAAGUCCAGGAGUAUUUUGAGCAGCUCAUAUCAAAACGGGGAUGCCGAGGUAUCAAAGUGAAACAAGACGGCGAAUUCGGAAAGGGUAUCUAUGCUGAAUUGGACUUUGGAGAAGAGGAACUUAUUUUGAAGGACCAAAUGCUUGCUGGUGCACAGCAUACUUCGAACAAGAUUGAUUGUUUAGUUUGUAGCCAUUGUUUCCAAUUUAUUGGCUCAAUGGAACUACAAAUAGGACGGAAACUAUAUCUGAGAUCUCUAGGUGUUUCUUCAAAUAAUCAAUGUAGUAUCGAGAUGUUUUCACACACUACAGAAGGUUGUUCUGAUACUGAUUCAUCUGAUGAAGAGGAGAAUUUCUACAUGAAAGAUCAUGGUAGUUCUCAAAGUGGAGCCUCUUGCAGUUCCAAGAGUAGUCCUCUGCCUAAAGAGGUUUUGGAAUCAUUAAUAAAUGGCAACUUAGUAUUGCCUUACUCAAACAAAUUUCCAUUGCCUUCUGUUGUUUCAUGUCCCGGGGGAUGUGAAGAAGCUCACUAUUGUAGUAAAUCAUGUGCUGAAGCUGACUGGCAAUUAUUUCAUUCUUUGCUUUGUACUGGGGAGAAAUCGGACACACUAUCUAGGGAAGCACUGUCAAAAUUCAUACAGCAUGCAAAUGAAACAAAUGAUAUUUUCCUCCUUGCUGCCAAGGCAAUUUCUUCCACCAUUUUAAGGUAUAGGAAGUUGAAAGCAACUCUUUCCAAAGAAGGGCAGAAAACUGAACCAUAUACUUUUAGCAGUUGUGAUGUAUCCUUACUUUUGGAAGCAUGGAAACCAAUAUCAAUUGGACAUAAGAGAAGGUGGUGGGAUUGUAUUGCACUCCCAGAUGAUGUUGAUGAUUCUGAUGAAGCCACAUUUAGGAUGCAGAUAAGGGAACUUGCAUUCACAUCACUCCAGCUCCUUAAGGAAGCCAUAUUUGAGAAGGAAUGCGAACCAUUAUUCUCCCUCGAAAUAUAUGGGCAUAUAAUUGGCAUGUUUGAGCUCAAUAAUCUUGAUCUAGUUGUAGCAUCCCCAGUGGAGGAUUACUUUCUGUAUGUUGAUGAUCUCCCUUCCCCUGAAAAGGAAGAAGCUGAGAAAAUUACACAAGCUUAUCUGAAUGCCCUUGGUGAUGACUACUCAGUUUGCUGUCAAGGUACUGCAUUUUUUCCUUUGCAGAGUUGUAUGAACCAUUCUUGCUGUCCUAAUGCAAAAGCAUUCAAAAGAGAAGAGGACAGGGAUGGCCAGGCAACCAUUAUCGCGAUCAGGCCUAUAUGCAAGGGAGAAGAGAUCACCAUUUCGUACAUAGAUGAGGACCUUCCUUUUGAAGAGAGGCAAGCAUUACUUGCAGAUUAUGGCUUCAGAUGCAGGUGCGCCAAGUGUUUAGAGGAAGAACAAUGCCAACCACAUUCCUUACGAGUUCCACACCGUGAAACAAGACAUGACUCUAAGUUAGAGCUGUGAUCCGAUGUAUAAGCUUGAAAGUUUCAAUUUAAUUUCUAAUCUAAUAUUUCAUCAGGUCGUUGCUUGUUCAUGUAUCAACUUUGUUUCUCAAAAAUUUGUCUCCUCUUGUAAUUUAAUUGGAUAUUAGCAUGAAAGAAUUAAAUGCCUACGGUGUUC